Rhodamnia argentea is the source of this 1864-nucleotide messenger RNA. Its product is annotated as diacylglycerol kinase 5-like. Bases 213 to 1670 code for a protein of 485 amino acids. Gene Ontology annotation, molecular function: ATP-dependent diacylglycerol kinase activity. Lineage: Eukaryota; Viridiplantae; Streptophyta; Magnoliopsida; Myrtales; Myrtaceae. The transcript is spliced from 13 exons. The record is from RefSeq and is a predicted model, not a curated record.
UCUGUGCUCCACAAAAGAAGUGUCUCUGGGCUUCAGUCAACAUCUCUGAUGUUUCCAUCAGAAAGGCGAAAGGAGCGUGUUUGCUUAGUGGGUUGCAUGAACAGAGGGAAUCUUGAAUGAUUCGGAGAUCCGAACUCUCUGCAAUCUGAUUCGCCAAGGACCCAUUUUUUUCCAGGUGAUUCCAAGAGUUUGAAUUCCCAGUCAAGGCAGCAAUGGCACACCCAGACUCCGAAUCCUCGUUCCUAGAUAAAUUCCGCAUUCCCAGUUACCUAUUUUCCCCUGAUUCGGAGGAUAAGAAUGGAUCGACUGUACCGCAGUGUCCAGUGUUGGUGUUCGUCAACUCAAAAAGUGGCGGUCAGCUGGGAGGUGACCUCCUCGUAACAUAUCGUUCUCUUCUUAGUGAACACCAGGUUUUUGAUCUGGGAGAAGAGGGUCCAGACAAGGUUUUGCGCAGAAUCUACUUAAAUUUGGAAAAGCUGAGAUCCGACGGGGACGAGCUUGCCAAUCAGAUCCAGCAGGCAUUGAAAUUAAUCGUAGCAGGUGGUGAUGGGACGGCGGGUUGGCUUCUUGGAGUUGUCUGCGACCUCAAAUUAUCUCAUCCUCCUGCGAUUGCGACGGUGCCCUUGGGUACCGGAAACAACCUCCCUUUUUCAUUUGGAUGGGGUAAGAAGAAUCCUGGGACCAAUCGUUCAUCAGUUGUCUCGUUCCUCAAGCAAGUGAUUCAGGCAAAGGAGAUGAAAAUCGACAGCUGGCAUAUUUUGAUGAGGAUGAGAGCUCCCAAAGAAGGUUCCUGUGAUCCCAUUGCACCCCUUGAACUACCACAUUCUCUGCAUGCUUUCCAACGUGUUUCUUCGACAGAUGAACUGAAUGUGGAAGGUUACCACACAUUUCGUGGGGGAUUCUGGAAUUACUUUAGCAUGGGCAUGGAUGCUCAAAUAUCCUAUGCAUUUCACUCAGAGAGGAAGAUGCAUCCUGAAAAAUUCAAAAAUCAGUUGAUUAAUCAGAGUACUUAUGCAAAGCUUGGGUGUACUCAAGGAUGGUUCUUUGCUUCUCUUGUUCAUCCUUCUUCACGGAAUAUAGCUCAGCUUGCAAAAGUGAAGAUUAUGAAAAGACAUGGUCAGUGGCAAGAUCUCCACAUACCACACAGCAUUAGGUCAAUUGUUUGUCUCAACUUGCCCAGCUUUUCUGGUGGACUAAAUCCAUGGGGGACGCCAAACAGCACAAAACGGAGUGAUAGGGCCUUGACCCUGCCUUAUGUCAAUGAUGGUCUCCUCGAGGUCGUCGGUUUUAGAGAUGCCUGGCACGGUCUUGUGUUGCUGGCUCCAAAUGGGCAUGGGACUCGUCUUGCUCAGGCACACCGCAUCAGAUUCGAGUUUCACAAAGGCGCAGCCGAUCAUACAUUCAUGAGGAUUGACGGGGAACCGUGGAAGCAACCGCUGCCCCUGGACGACGACACCGUCGUGGUGGAAAUUUCUCACCUUGGUCAGGUGAACAUGCUCGCCACCCACGAUUGCCGAGCCAAGAGCGUCCACGAUCCGUCCACGCCAAGCCACCACGAUGAUGAGGAUGAUGACAGCGGUGGGGAAGAUACAGGGGAGGAGUUCAGGAAGUUCGGGGCAGCCGAAACUUUCAAACUCCCAGAUGAGGUUGACAUUAGUCGGCUUAGUUGAUCUCUUUAGUUUCUCCUUCUCCUUGAUUCUUUGUCUGAAUACUGAUCGUGGGAAUAAAUGACUCUUGGUAAUUCGUCUCAAUGUUCAUACAUAUGAAAAAGGUGAUAUUUUGACAUCACGUGGUGUUCUGGUGGUGGUGAUUGCUUUGAAUCUCCUUUUCUGUAUCUAAGUAAUGUGAAUAUCAUUUUGUUGGA